Molecule: messenger RNA, 709 nt
Organism: Camellia sinensis
Lineage: Eukaryota; Viridiplantae; Streptophyta; Magnoliopsida; Ericales; Theaceae
Source: RefSeq, a predicted model, not a curated record
AAGAGGCAAAACAAAAGCAAAGGUCUUUUUAUUGUUUUUGUGAAAUUCUUGGUUUGGAUGAAGAAGAGAAUGAUAACCCUAGAAGACACAGAUGAAGCUCCGGCAGCCUACGACGUGGCAGACCUGGAAGCUACAGCCAUAGCCACAGCGGCAACGGCGGUUUCCGGCGGUGGAGAAAUGAACCCUGAACACACUUGUAAUUUUCAGGUUGAUCCUGCCUACACCACUCCUAAACAACUACAGGAGGAACAAGAUGAGGCAGCAGGGAAAGUGAACAAAGACCGAAUCCAAUCCUUGAAAUCUGCUGUUAUAAUUUCCGGGGUGGUGGUGGCAAUCAUCGGAGCUAUAUGUGCUGUGGCCAAGAAGGUCAAAGAGGCUAGACACUGAUUUGCAGGAAGUUAGUAACCUCACACACACACACACACACACACACACUCACACACACACACACAAAGCCUUUAUACCCUUUUUUAGGGUUAUUUUCAAGCUUUUGUUUUGUCAAAUUGUAAUAUCAGACUGUCACUGAAGUUAUCAAACCCACCAGUUUGGUGAUCUGCUUUUCCUAUUGAUGGCAACUUUUACGAAAAAAAAAAAUAGCGGUUGAUUAUGCGUUUUAAAAGUUUGACAUGUAAAUGCCCAAGUACGUUUUUGGCUCUCUGUUUUGCUCUGUUUAUGGAUUUUCUGAAUAAAAAUAAAUGUGGUCUAUAAA